Molecule: messenger RNA, 768 nt
Organism: Cuscuta campestris
Lineage: Eukaryota; Viridiplantae; Streptophyta; Magnoliopsida; Solanales; Convolvulaceae
Source: the annotation of a GenBank genome assembly
AAUUAAGAAGGGAAGAAGAUAUACAAUGAGAUGAGAGAUCAAAGUAUAUUCUUAACUGAAGGAUGAACAAAGAAGCAAGAAUAUAUACAUAUAUAAAUACCUCAUUUGCUGCCAAGAAUUUAAUAAUAAUCAUAUAAUGGAAGAUGUGUAUCUAUAUAUGAAGAAAGAAACUUGAGAUGGAAGAGAAGGAGAAAGUGAAAUGAAUUUUUUUUCGAGUACGAGGAUUUUGAUUCAAGGCCGCCCUUUAUGUAAUUUCGAUGGAAUUUUAAAGGCUCAAGCACCAUGUCAAAUGAGUUAUUUCCUAUUAUCACUAUUACGUUACUAAUCCUCUUGGCAAGAAGUGCCACCUCAAUGGCGGCCCGCGGCGGCGGCACAGCUGCGCCGGCACCAGACUCGGCGGGGCUAGAGGAAUGUUAUAAGAUGGCAAGAGAUAUGAAGUGCAAUGAUGAAUUUGUGGCUGGCGCCGCCAAAAAAGGCAGGGUGGUCAAACGUUGUUGUGGUGUCCUCAAAGAAGUGGGAAAUAAUUGUUUCACUGCGAUUCUAAAGUAUUAUGAGGAAUCUGGCCCUAAAAAUGUCGAUUGGAUUGCAUUUUGGGACAAUAGUUCCAAGAUUCUGAACCAAUGUCAAAUGUCAUAAAAAAAAUGUUUGUUAUUAUUAAUGUGCAUAAUUAAUAAAAAUGAGUAAAUUUUAUAAAUGGUUCAUAACUAAAAGUGAUUUUCUAUAUUUAAUCUCCAGUUAUAAGAUAUUACAUAAAGAGUUUCAAUAUUU